GUUUUCAAAGAACUUUAUAAUUAAUAGUUUUUUUUAACUGGGGAUCAUAAGAUUAAACUAUGAGGGUUUUACUUUUCUUAAAAUACAAGGUGAACUCAUAAAGUAAGAUUUUUGCCUACAACGUGUUUCAAAAUGUGUUACAUUUAUUUUAAAUGAGUAAUCAAGUUUAGAGUUUGGUUUUGACUCAAAUUGCAUUUCUAGUGAAGCUGAUGAUUUCUUUUCAGAGACUUUCUGUUUCAUCUGAGUGAAAUCAGAGCACUGAUUGGCUCUAGCUUAUUGGAGACCCGAUUCAUUGGAUUGAAAGUAAAUUCAGACAGAACUCUGUAUUACAGAAGAUUUUUAACAUCUGCAGAAGAAAAUGAGUCCAGAUUGAAUCAAGUAAAAAUGUGCAGUUUUAUUUUGAAAUUCACUCCUCAUGAAAUUCCUCUUCCUGUGUGUGUGCACGUGCAUGUCUGUGUGUGUCUGUGUCGGGAGCACCUCCUCCAUUUGAGUCAGUAGUGUCAAUAUCAUCAAUCAAUGAGUUCAGCAAUUGAUGGAACCUGAAACAAACCAUGGCGGAACCACAAAAGAACCAUAAAGAAACCGUGAAGGAGUCAUGAAGAAAACAGAGUUCUGAAGUUUGUGACUUUACUUUAACAUGUUUGACUGACUGAGAGAACAAACUACAGCUAAAAACAGAGUUGCAAACAGGAGUCGGUUUUAAAUGUCACUUCUAAACUUAGAGCAUCUCCCACUGCAGCUCAUCUUGAGGAGCAGGGUCCCACAGAGGCCCACCACACCAUCCUGACAGGGUCCCACAGAGGCCCACCACACCAUCCUGACAGGGUCCCACAGAGGCCCACCACACCAUCCUGACAGGGUCCCACAGAGGUCCGCCAGGGUCUGUAUAGGACCAGGGUCAAGAACGAGGCUAAUCUUGUACAGAACCUGGGUCAGGAAUUCUGCAGACCUUGUACCGGUACCCCCCAUAUUGGACCCUCACAGGACCAGCAUGUCCGACCGGCGGGGAAUCCACAUCUUUCUGGGGGCUCCGCCUCCCCCCUCCGAUCCCCCCUCCCAAGAUGGAACCAGGCCCUCGGCCACAUGGAGACACCUGAAGCUCACCUGGAGGGACGGGCAGCUCACACCUGCAGCAGACCUGUCAGGACAUCAGUUGUUUGACGAGGCAGAAAGGAUGGAUAAAGAGGACGUCCAUGAAAACCAAGACUGUCUCACAAACCCUGAAGCUGAUCCAGUCUCAGGACCUGAAGCAGGACAGAACAGACCAGACACGUCUGAGAGGCCCGACGCUGAAGAAGAGGGUCAGUGCUCGACUUCACUGCACCUCUAUCUGGACAGCUGUUUCCCCACAGCCCAUCCUGCACCUGGACCUGGACCAGGACAAAUACCUGCACCUGGAUCUGGACCUGCAACUGGACCUCAGUCUGAGGAUGAACCACCUCCAGUGGUGGGUCCUCCCUCCACUCACACUCAUUACCUCACCACCUGGACUCUGAGUCAGGCCCUCAUCCUGAGAAGCAGGCAUGAUGUCCCAACAGCAUCCAGCCCAGAGAAAACUCCACCCAAAGGCGCCCUCACACCUCCAUCCGUCUCAUCAAGUACACCAGAGCUCUUCAGUCAAGCAACUCCAUCACUGGGAUCCUCUGCCGAGCUCUUCAGCCAUUCCUGUUCCUCCCCGAGGGUAGAGGAAGGAGGCGUCGUCCUCCAAGUCACCACGGAAGGCGUCCUGUGCUCACAGGAAUCAAAAACCACCCAGGAGUCCCCAAUCAAGUCCCCCAGUAGCAAGAGGCCUCGACUCUUUGAGGAGUGUAGAACUGAAGCUCCUGAAGGCCCCACCAUUUCCACCCGGCUCCACAGCGCCACCACGCUCCUGCCCCAGUGCAACAGGCCAGGGGUGCGUUACACCGUCCUGGUGGUGGUGGUUCAUCCCUGUCACCUGAAGGAGGUCAAGGUGAAGUCCGGGCCAUCGGCAGGGACCUUUGUUCCUCUGGCAUCCAUCGUGGUGACGGACCAAUCAGGUGUGGACAGGAAGGUGGUGCUGUGGCGGCGGGCGGCGUUCUGGGCAGUGACCGUGAAUCCCGGAGAUGUUGUGUUCAUCACAGGGCUGCAGGUGAAUGAGGACCGGUGGAGAGGAGAGACACUGCUCCAGUCGACCUUCAGCAGCAAACUGCUCAACCUGGGACAUGUGACAAGCUCCUCCUCUCGACCAGUGACUCAGGUGGACUCCCGCUCGCUCACCUCUCUGUGCAACUUUGUUCGGGAGCGGCGCCCCCUGCUGGCGUCGAUGCCCCUCCUGCCACCCCAGGACCUGAAGCGCCUGCCCUACGCCCCCCUGAGGUCGCUGCGCGUCAAUACGCUGGUCCACGCUCUGCUGCGGGUCACACACACACACCUCAGCUCAGAGUGGCGUGGUGAGGCGGGGUCCUACAAUCGUUCUGCUCGGAAGCUGAACGCGGUUCUUACUGUGGAGCAGGCAGACGGUCAGCAGGGGGCGCUGCUGCUGUGGGGGUCUGCAGUAGACUGGCUACCACAGUUCAACAGAGACAGAAACGCCGUAUGGGACUUCCACCUGCUCCUGGUGAGAGAUUCUGUGACCUCUGACCUCCCAGAGUUGCACUCCACCCCCUGGAGCUGGGUCAGACCCGUGGAGCCCUCGGACCGCCGGGCCCAGGACUUCCUGCGGUCACGGCGCCACCCGUCCGAAUUGGGGAACGCUGUGGAGCUGGACCUGGACACGCUGCUGUCCCAGAAGUACAGCGGUGAGGCGGAGCUCCAGCUACAGGUCCUCGAAUUCCACUUCAAGGCUGUCACGUCUUCCCAGAAUGCACCUCAGCAGGUGAUGGACAGCUCCACGCCGCUGGAAGCCAUCAUGGCGGUGCUGAACGGUGACAUCACCUACACAGGCUGCGGUCGCUGCACCGCCGAGCUCGACACCGACGCCAACGGCAUCUACUGCCCCUGUUACCCCUGUCUGCCCCACACCGCCGUGCGGCGCUACUACAGACCUGCUGUGUUGACCGUGAGGGGGCAGGGCCUCUCUCAGGUGAGUCUUCAUGUUCCUCCUGAGCCCCUGCAGACAAUCCUCUCAGCUCCUCCUGAUAAACUGCACAGAGCUUCAGCUCCGGGUUCCAGCCUGAAGAACAUCCAGCUGGCAGCAGAUCGCAUCGGUUCCCUUCUCUCCCGCCCCCGGAGAACCUUCGUCGUCAGAGCGCAGAGCCACUUCCUGCUGGAUGAGAACAGCGCCACCAUCCAUCAGGAAUUCACAUUGCUCCACCUGCAGCUGCCUGAGGGGGCGCUGUGACAGACCAAAGGACCAUAGGGGCCAGUUUGAUGAACCAGGGAGGCCACCUGGUUAGGUGUCAUGUAUCAGUGUUAGAACAAAGCACAAAGACUUUCAACUGAUAAAACACACACACACACACACACACACACACACACACACACACACACACACACACACACACACACACACACACACUGGAUGUUGG
Messenger RNA from Salarias fasciatus (jewelled blenny), 3488 nucleotides. RefSeq names its product shieldin complex subunit 2 (gene shld2). The coding region runs from base 992 to 3301 and encodes 769 amino acids. Gene Ontology annotation, cellular component: site of double-strand break; nucleus. The transcript is spliced from 11 exons. Gene Ontology annotation, biological process: regulation of double-strand break repair via homologous recombination. Lineage: Eukaryota; Metazoa; Chordata; Actinopteri; Blenniiformes; Blenniidae. The record is from RefSeq and is a predicted model, not a curated record.